CUUCCUUUCUGACGUCUCACGUCGUCGGUGACGCUACGUCAGAUGACAUGUUUGUAACGGGAAGUACUUGUGAAAUGUGUUGGCAAUGAAAAACAAGGCUACACAAGACGAUUAUGACAAUGCCAUAAUGCCUUGUGCGACAUAAUCUGAGCAAGGUUAAGUUCGAUGGUGUGUUGCUCAGAAAUACUUCUAAUGGACACUGGAGUCGUCUGCGUAGGUGACUAGGCGAAAUGGUUUCCAUUGUAUAUUUGCCUAUUUUCUUAGCUUUAGCAACAGGAUGGCUCUAUUUGGUAACACUUCUUGCUCCAAGCACUGGAGGUGGACCUAACAGUAUGAGCUUAAAGUUCCCUAGCAGUUAUGAGGAACUCAAAGGAUUGGCAGAACUACUAAGCACCUACAACAACAAGCAUGCCCUUUAUGUCUUGGUGCUAUUCACUUCAGCAUAUCUCUACAAGCAAACAUUUGCUAUUCCAGGUUCUGUUUUCCUGAAUGUCCUUUCUGGGGCAUUAUUUGGCAUUUGGAGAGGCUUCUUCUUGACCUGCACAUUGUCAGCACUGGGUGCCUCACUGUGCUACAUGCUCUCCAAGAUCUGCGGGCGGCAUCACUUAGAAUACUAUUUUCCAGACAGGAUCCAGUUUCUUCAGAAAAAGGUUCAGGAGAACAAACAUCAUCUUCUUUUUUGGCUGCUGUUCUUGCGCUUAUUCCCAAUGACACCUAACUGGUUUCUCAACAUUGCAUCACCAAUCAUAGAUGUACCACUGCACCUUUUCUUCAUCUCAGUGUUCAUUGGUCUCAUGCCGUACAACUUCAUCUGUGUCCAAACAGGAUCCAUACUUUCAGAAGUAAAAUCCAUGAAUGAUGUUCUUUCAUGGCACACUAUGGGGAAACUGGUUAUGGCAGCAGCUGUUGCAUUGCUACCCAGUCUGCUUAUCAAGAAGAAGAACUUGACUGUUGAUUAGGGCUACAUGCAUCUAAGAGCAGUUGUUUUGUUAAAAUGGCAUGAAGGUUUGGGCAGUUCAGCUAUCACAAGUUCAGGACAUUGUCAUAUACCGAAGAGUAUCAAGGAAAAUAUUAUUGGAAUCAUGUAUUGUUUUAAUUGUAUGCAUAAGUUAAUUGAAUGCUUAGUGCAAUGUAUGUUCCAUACUGACCCACAAAUGUAACGCUUCCCCUCAGCUCUAUACUCAAAUUCAAAUUUAUUUGUGUUAUGUAUCUACAUACACAGAUAUACAGGGUGUUCCACCUAACAUGAAGAAAAAUCCGUAUUUAAAAAUCCACUUGUGUGAACACUAUAGGAUCUAGUAUUUAUCUCUGGGCAGAUUUUGCAAUGACUCCUGAACUCUUUUAUUAAAUUUAAUUUGCCGGAAAUUUUACCUAUUCAACUCCAAAAUUGCAAAGUCAAUGUCAAUUUUUUUUUUUUUUAUGGAAGCAAAGCGCAUGCCCGAUUUACUCCAUUAUAUUAUACGUUCACUAAUAUGAUGGUAAUAGCCACAAAAAAAAAACAAAAAAAAACGAAAACAGUCGUUUGGAGACGCACAAAUUGCCGGCCGUGCUCAGAUCUCCGAAAGAAGCGAUGCGAGGAGGCCAUGUACCUGUCCGUUCACUUUUUCUUAUCCAAGCUUUUGCUGACAACAGCAGCAUGGUUGCAAUGCAAAAUUGUCUGAAAGAAGAGCGAAAAGGAAACAGGAAGGGGCGGGUACCGUCUUUCUUCUGCCGCACCUUGCAUUAAUUUGACGGAAAACUGAGCUGCGUUGACAAUUUUCAUGCCUGGAAACGAUGUUUUUCGCAUAAUUUUUUUCAGCUAUUACCAAAGCAGGAGGGAAUGUAUUUUACAAUGCUGAGGGGUAAAUCCAAUGUGGGCUUUCUGUUUCUGUCAAAAAAUGUGAGGUUGAUUUGGCAAAUUUCUGAGAUCAGUUGGGAAAAUUCAGUUUCACAUAAAUUCACACAAAUUAAAUUUCACAAAACCACUCAGAAGUAAUGGCAAAAUCUCCCCCAAGAUAAAUAACGUUGACCCCAUAGUGUUCAGAAAAAUAGAUUUUCUAAUACGAUUUCUUUUUUUCUUUUUUUUUCACGUUAGGUGAAACACCCAGUAUAUACAUGUGAAGGAGCCGGUGGGAAUAAGUUCCCAGUUAAAGGAGCAAUGAGGUGACAUUUAACUAGUGUUUUACGUAUCGCCGUUACAGUAAUCGAUACUUUUUCGGUAUCUGAGUGCGUAUCGCGAUACUUCCUUAAGUCUGUAUCGGAAAAGUAUUUCAGUUACAAAUUUAUGGUAACGCAUCGUUACCGAUACCAAUACAUUUAGUGCCCCACCCUUUCUUCACCGACCAUAUUUCUUACUCUUAUUCAUUGUCAAUGGUCCGUCUAGCCUUCGACAAGAGGCUUGUGGACACGCCUACGUGCUCCGUAACCGGAAUUAUGGAAUUAUACCAAACACAUGUUCACCGUUUUUCUUUGAAACUGAAGGAAGUAACCACGCUGUGUUCAACAAAAGAGUUGAGGUCAACGAACAGAUGUCAAGAUCUUGACAGUGCGCUCUGGAUUCCACUGCUAAGCUGCCGUGUCGCACUGAGUCACGCUCACAUAUACUGUGGCAUUGUUAACUUCGGAUAGGAUUCCUGGGUCAUUGAACUCCAUGGUAUGUGUGGGCCUGACACUAACGUAAUUGUCACUCUGGCCUCUGUCAGCUGCCGGAGACACCACGGCUUGCAAGGAUGGCAGAAGACGAUUUCAAGAACCAGCUAUUGAUAAAAGUCAAGCAUAACGUUUCCAAGCUACAUAUGAAAUAUGCUGUCUUUUCACUGCAAAACUGUUCAUGUAAGCGAUAUUUCCAUCUUGCGCCAUCUCCCUAUUUCAAACAAAAGUAUCGCCCAAAGUAUCGCGUUACUUUUUUUUUGUAACGGUAGCGGUACUCUGUUUCUUUAAAAAAGAAGUAACGAGUAUUGGUAUCGCGAUACCAUAUUUCGGUAACGGGUACAACACUGCAUUUAACAUCGCUCGAAAUCCACCCUCGUCUGUCAAGCUGCCCACCAGGAGUCGUUGUGCAAAAUAUUUCCUCUCUGUGGUGCAUUAUAGCCGUGCAAUCUAAUUUAUAAAAAAACAAUCGGAGAAAGCAGCCGCGGAUGGCCAACACGAUGCACUCGUGAUGUGGUGAAGGCUCCGUGGCUUGUUUCUUUGUUUUUUCUUCGCAGCUCAUGCGCCACUUUACAUGCUUGAGCUGUGCCGCUGUACGUCAUUGGUCACGUGAGGAGAGUAGCACACGUCCUGACGUCCUCUCGUUCUGCGAUUCGCUGUUUUCACGAGGAGAAGAAUUUUUGAAAGGUGUGCGGGCCAGAGCUCUCACGUCGGUGUGUAGGUCACCAACACUCGUUCUUUCGCAGGAACUCAUUUUAUUCAUUAGCGAACACUCUGCACCAAAAAACAAAAAAAAUGUUUGGGGUAACCUCAGUGCUGUUUUAAGGGCUCCUCUAUAAUGAAUACACAAGGAUAUCAGUGACCAUUAGAUUUAGUAUGAUGUACAGACUCGCUUGUGAUUAGCACUAUUCCUGCCUGUGCCUCUUAAGUAUGAAUGUGUCAAUGCUUUGCAAUAACUUGCAGUACAAAAUAACAUCACCCUGCGGUAGUGCAGUGCUUUAUAUCUAUAAGGCUAUAACUAUGGUAUAAGCAAAGCAGAGAGAGCCUUCAUGCUCUCUCAGGGGCAAGCUCAAGGCAGCAACUGAAAUCAACACAGAAAACUGCGAUCUUUGGUCCUUCCGCAAACGAGUUAGUAUAUGAGGAAUUUUGUAUGGUAAUUGUCUCAUUCGAACAUUUACCACUCACCUCAAGUACCUGCGUGUGCUAGAAAAUUCAGGAGAUGCUGAACACUCUUGUUGAUAAUAUGCCAUGAGCAGCAAUAUGUUAAACAGUACAAUGUGUUGUCACAUAACAGUUCAGCAGCUCUGUGUUGUGUAUUGCAUAAAAAAUGUGUUUUUACAACGAUACUAAUAGUCUGUGUGGUGAUUGCAGGCUUGUGAUACUUGAUAUAAGUAGCCAAUUAUGUGAUGCCUGCACUGUACUUCAUAAACUGUUCUACAGUACUUGUAUAAGUAAAAUGUUACUACACAGUG
This is a messenger RNA of Ornithodoros turicata, 4100 nucleotides long. RefSeq names its product transmembrane protein 41A-A-like. The record is from RefSeq and is a predicted model, not a curated record. The coding region runs from base 231 to 959 and encodes 242 amino acids. The transcript is spliced from 6 exons. NCBI's taxonomy places the organism in Eukaryota, Metazoa, Arthropoda, Arachnida, Ixodida, Argasidae.